AUGUCGUCGCCGAGUGCCGGGAAACGGCGCAUGGACACGGAUUUGAUCCGAUUGAUCGAGUCGAACCACGAGGUCAACAUCCUCAGCGGCCUCAACGAGUUCAGCGUCAAGUUCUACGGGCCGAAAGGAACCGCCUACGAGAACGGAGUGUGGCGCGUGCGGGUGGAGCUGCCCGAGAAAUACCCCUUCAAAUCGCCCUCCAUCGGCUUCCUGAACAAGAUUUACCAUCCGAACAUUGACGAGGCGUCUGGUACCGUGUGCCUUGACGUCAUCAACCAGGCGUGGACGGCGCUGUACGACUUGACGAACAUCUUCGAGUCGUUCCUCCCGCAACUCCUCACCUACCCCAACCCGACCGACCCGCUGAACGGCGACGCGGCCGCACUGUUCCUACACAAGCCGGAGGAGUUUGCGCGGAAAUGCACUGAAUACGAUGACGAGGAUUCCGACUCGACAAUCUCCGAUUUCUCCGAGGACGAGGCUGACCAAAUGGAGCUG
Mesorhabditis spiculigera is the source of this 498-nucleotide messenger RNA. Lineage: Eukaryota; Metazoa; Nematoda; Chromadorea; Rhabditida; Rhabditidae. The record is from the annotation of a GenBank genome assembly.